AUGGCAUCUGAUACACUUGCUCAAGUCAUCCAGUGUUUAAAGAAGUUACCAAACACACGUACAGAUGAAGAUUUGGGUAUACUGUAUUCCUAUCUUCAUGGAGUCGAGGCUCUCUCAGGAUUGAGAGAGCAUGCACUCCAGAGCUUGUGUUCAAUGGUUCGUUAUGAACAUCAUGAGGCCAACGAUAUAAUUUAUCACCAAGGCCAGCCGGCAACUUGUUGGUACGUCCUCCUGACAGGCUCCGUGUUCAUUGAGGGUUCUAUGUUUCUGCCCGGCAGCAGUUUGGUUGGCAAAGAAUCUCCCCAACUUCACACAGGUACCGCCAUUUUCCUAUGA
Molecule: messenger RNA, 336 nt
Organism: Candidula unifasciata
Lineage: Eukaryota; Metazoa; Mollusca; Gastropoda; Stylommatophora; Geomitridae
Source: the annotation of a GenBank genome assembly